AAACUAAAGAAAAUUUUUGCUUUUUGGGAUUUAAUGAACACGGAACAGCAGAGCUGCCCGAGUUGUACAAAGACGUGGUGCCAGACGUCGCCGCCUACAACGUCUACCUGAUGGAGACGUCGUAUGCCACAGCAGUGCCCCCCAGGGGGCUCUGUGGACUGGAGAGUUACUGCAAACUCUAUCCCCACGCGCACGUGUGGUUCUUGGUGACAUCUCAGAACUUGGACCCCAGGACGCUCGAAGAAUUGAUGCUAAUUCAGGCCACAUACCAGAACUUGUGUGUGGCUCAUUUCAACCUCAACUUGCAUUUCCAGGACACUCCUCUACUAGAACUUUACCACUCCAAGAAGUUCAAUAAAACUUCGUUCAGAAUUCACCACCUGAGCGACCUGAGUCGCCUGGCGCUCGUGUACAAAUUCGGAGGUUUGUACACCGACAUGGACGUCAUCGCGCUGCGCCCUGUUGGAGACGUCUUCGCAGCCAACGGACCGGCGGCUAUGACGGCUGUGGCUAAACUUUUGGGAUGUGAUCGAACCCCCGUCGGUUUAGAACGCUUGGAUAACUACAACAACCGAAAAUCUCAACCAAUUAAACCGUGCGAUGAACUCCAACAACAAAAACUUUGUUCCAACGAGACUGAGAACUGUGACUGGGUGGCACUCAAAUCCUCCGCCUUCUUACCUCUGCCUCACACCGAGGCUGGAAAACUUUUUCUGGGCCCUGAAAACAAUAGGUCUUUUCCACCCAUAGAAACUUUAUACCCAGAGAGUCUCGGCGUCCACUUCUACAACUACUUGACACACGACNCUCCUACUGCUUAUUGUAAGAGCUUUUGA
Messenger RNA from Hyalella azteca, 836 nucleotides. RefSeq lists its product as uncharacterized. Bases 111 to 836 code for a protein of 241 amino acids. The transcript has 7 exons. NCBI's taxonomy places the organism in Eukaryota, Metazoa, Arthropoda, Malacostraca, Amphipoda, Hyalellidae. Gene Ontology annotation, biological process: glycosphingolipid biosynthetic process. Gene Ontology annotation, molecular function: hexosyltransferase activity. The record is from RefSeq and is a predicted model, not a curated record.